This is a messenger RNA of Amphiprion ocellaris (clown anemonefish), 6924 nucleotides long. RefSeq names its product lysine-specific demethylase 4A. Gene Ontology annotation, biological process: chromatin remodeling. Gene Ontology annotation, cellular component: nucleus. The transcript has 22 exons. Bases 173 to 3349 code for a protein of 1058 amino acids. Lineage: Eukaryota; Metazoa; Chordata; Actinopteri; Pomacentridae. The record is from RefSeq and is a predicted model, not a curated record. Gene Ontology annotation, molecular function: histone H3K9 demethylase activity; histone H3K36 demethylase activity.
UGCCUUCUAUGUAAACAAACACACACUGGGCAUGCGUCACUGGAAUAAUGGAGGACUGUCUUUUCCAGCCGGACUGAUGAUGUCUGUAUUUCUACUCUUUUUUCCGUGAACUGGGAAAAAACAACUCCUCUGCAUUUCAGCGUGUAGUUGAGGUCAAAGCAACAAUCUCAGGAUGACCACAGACACGCCAGCCCAAAGUGUGGGCUCCAGGAUCAUGACGUUCACCCCCUCCAAAGAAGAGUUCAAGAACUUUGGCCGGUACAUUGCCUAUAUGGAGUCUCAAGGCGCACACAGAGCUGGAAUGGCAAAGGUUAUUCCACCUAAAGGCUGGAAACCGAGAAAGACCUACGAUGACAUUGAUGAUCUGGUGAUUCCAGCUCCCAUUCAGCAGGUGGUGACCGGCCAGUCAGGACUGUUCACACAAUACAACAUCCAGAAGAAGCCAAUGACUGUCCACGACUUCCGCAAGACAUCAAAUAUGGACAAGUUCUGCAGUCCGCGAUAUGUGGAUCUGGAUGAGCUGGAGAGGAAGUUUUGGAAAAACUUGACCUUUAACCCCCCACUUUACGGGGCUGAUGUCAGUGGAACACUAUAUGAUCCAGAUGUGACUGAAUGGAACGUCGGCCGUCUCAACACCAUCCUGGACACUGUGGAGAAUGAAAGUGGCAUCAAGAUCAAAGGAGUCAACACACCAUACCUGUAUUUUGGGAUGUGGAAGAGUGCCUUUGCAUGGCACACAGAGGACAUGGAUCUGUACAGCAUCAACUAUCUGCACUUUGGAGAGCCAAAAUCCUGGUAUGUUGUCCCACCAGAGCAUGGGAAAAGACUAGAACGACUCGCCAAAGGUUUCUUUCCAGGGAAUGCUCAAAGCUGUGAAGCCUUCUUGCGCCACAAAAUGACUUUAAUUUCGCCCUCAAUCCUGAAAAAAUAUGGCAUACCAUUCGAGAAGGUCACUCAGGAAGCUGGGCAGUUCAUUGUGACGUUUCCAUUUGGCUAUCAUGCUGGUUUCAACCAUGGCUUCAACUGUGCGGAGUCCACCAACUUUGCCACCCAGCGAUGGAUUGAUUACGGCAAACAGGCAACACUGUGUUCGUGCCGUCAGGACAUGGUGAAGAUCUCCAUGGAUGUGUUUGUACGCAAGUUUCAGCCCGACCGUUACAAACUAUGGAAGGCAGGGAAAGACACUGCUCCCAUCGAUCACUCCAAACCCACACCGGAGGCUGCUGAGUUCCUGAAAGAAGAAAACAUCGAGUCUAAAACAGAGACUCCCAGUGAAGCUGGAUGUGAGGAACCCACUGCUCCUGUCCAGGAGGACAAAAGCCCAAAGCUUCAGACUGGGACGAAGCGUCAACUUGAAGCUGUUGAAGCUGCUGAAGAUGUCAAGCCUGAGGUGACGACGACGGAGACUGAUAAGGUGGAGCCACAGAAUGUCAAGUUGUUACGAAAGGAGUCUCCAACUAAAGUCGCUGCCAAGCCAGAUAAAGCUUAUCUUUCAGAAACAGUGAAAAUCAAGCCAGAGCUGAAGAAGGAGAAGGACACCAAGCCACAGUCCAAAUCUCAGUCCAAAGCAAGUACCAAGAAAACUUCAAACAGACGAAGUCCUUCAAAAAAAGAGAAGAACGGCAUGUCUGCCGCUGACAUCUUUCCUCCUGAACCUGUGGAGAACCAGGUGGUGGCUCCGAGCUCCGUGGAGGCUGGAGGCAGUGAGGAGCCUCAGCUGGGCAGCAGCUGCAGUCCAGCACAAAAACUGUUUCAGAGGACACUGAGCCCUGCAGACGUCCUGCACGUCCACAGCUACGCCAAAGGAGACUAUGGAGAAGGAGAGGUCCUGCCCAAGGAGGAGAAGAAGAUUGAGGGGAGUGACGACGAGAUGGAGAAAGACAACGGUCAUCUUAACAAAACACAGGUGGCAGCAGUGGUGGCUGGACAUGAAGAGCAGGAGAAUGAUCUGGGGCAGCUGCCAGGCCACCAUCCGCUCAUAAAGGACGGCAUGAGUGAUGAAGAAGCACCAAGCGAGGCUCCUCCAGUAGAGGAGGGUGGUCUGGAAGGGGAGAACUGGGCUAAACCUCUGACUCACCUAUGGCAGAGCAGACCUCCCAACCUGAAGAAGGAGAGGGAGUACAACCAGCGCAUCGGCUCCAAACCUCCAUACUGCUCCAUCUGCCUGCUCUUUCACACAUACCAGCAGACUGAAUGUGCGAACAAUGUAGACACUCCUGUCAUGGUGGCCGGCGGACGCAUGCGGACCAAACCUUUGAUCCCAGAGAUGUGCUUCACCACUACGACAGAAGAAGACUCAGAGUGCGAGGAGCAGCCCACCACCCCUCAUCUGGAGGAAGAUGGAACCAGCCUUCUCAUCAGCUGCUCCCAGUGCAGCGUUCGUGUUCACACCACCUGUUACGGUGUGGAUCCAGCCAGUGUGAGCAAAGAAUGGAAGUGUGCACGCUGUAAGGCCAACGCCAUGACUGAGAACUGCUGCCUGUGUUCAUUGAGGGGCGGCGCCUUGCAGAAAGCCAACAACAACAAGUGGGUCCAUGUGUUGUGUGCAGUUGCUGUGCAGGAGGCACGUUUUGUCAACAUCACUGAAAGAAGUCCUGUGGAUUUAAGUGGGAUCCCUCUGCAGAGAUUUAAGCUGAAAUGUUACUACUGUAAGAAGCGGAUGAAGAAGGCGUCCGGCUGCUGCGUCCAGUGUUCUCAUGGCCGCUGUCCCACUGCCUACCAUCCCACCUGUGCCCAAGCUGCUGGAGUACUGAUGCAGCCGGAUGAAUGGCCCUUUGUGGUCCACGUUACCUGCUGUCGACACAAAGGUCCCACUCAGAUUGAGCGCAAUAAAGCAGCCAUGCACGAGCUAACCGUGGGACAGAAGGUCAUAUGUAAGCACAAGAAUGGCCGCUACUACCAGUGUGACGUGGUGCAGCUGUCCAAAGAGACAUUCUACGAAGUCAACUUUGACGAUGGUUCCUUCAGUGAUAAUCUGUUCCCCGAAGACAUUGUGAACCGAGACUGUGCUCAGCUUGGACCCCCACCGCAGGGAGAAGUGGUUCAGGUGCGAUGGACCGACGGUCUGGUGUACGGGGCCAAAUUUGUGGCAGCUCAUGUUAUUCAAAUGUAUCUGGUAGAGUUUGAGGAUGGGUCGCAGCUAACAACCAAGAGAGAUGAUGUCUACACUUUGGAUGAGGAACUCCCAAAAAGAGUCAAAUCCAGACUGUCCAAAGCGUCAGACAUGAGAUUUGACGGGAUCUUUGAAGAAAGGGAGAUCAUCCAGGAGUCGAAGCGACAGAGGGUGAUCAACUCCCGUUACAGGGGCGACUACAUUGAGCCUGUAAUCUACAGAGCCAUCAUGGAGUAAAGCCCGGCUCUGUCUGGCCGCCCAUCCACACUCACACCAGCAGCACUGACAGACUGAACUGUGCUCACUGUACCUUACCUUAGCAGCUAGCCACAGUGAGAGUGUAGCUCCACAGGACUUCCUUCAGGACCCGCUUUGGACUGUUCUCUUUUUUUUUAACUUCUCCUUCAUCCACCUUUGUUUGCUUUGUUUGUUUGACUGCGAUAUAGGAAACUGCAGUAUUUUAGUUUUUCCACAGGACUAGCACCUAACAGAAGGAAGCAAUAUUAAGAUGUUAAAUCAAGCAGCGUUUUCACAUUAAGACACCAAUAAAAAAAAAAACACAAGUUCAGUGUUAAAUUUUACAGAAAUCGUUUUAGUCAAUUCUGCUACUCAAGUAAUCUGAGUUUUUAGGAUAUUAUCAGCUUCAUUUUAUUUCUGCCAUUAGUGCCUAUGAUAUGGAGCCUGACAGGUAGCAAAGAUAAACAAUGAAACGUGGAAUUUUUCUACUUACUGUUUGAAUUUGUUCCCUCCACAUACACACUUAAAUUAUUAAUUGGAGGGUAUAUUUACUACCUUACUAAGUUAAAAUCCUAGAUUAAAAUCAAAGCUAAUGAGCAUUCUCAUCACUACAGAGAAUUUAGUGAAAAAUAAUCCUCGCAGUUUCCCUAAGCUUAACUUGACAUAUUCACAUUUUUAAAUAUAAAGCAGAGAAAAGCUGGAUGCUUGAAUAGGAUUAACAGAAAUUUUCUGUUGACUAAACAGUUAAAAUGAAAUGUUUGUCCUGAUACCUGCCAGGUUCCAUUUUCUAACGAGGCUAGACUGGAAUUCUGACACGCUGAUUUGACUAAUUUAACUUUAGCUAUUAAUAUGCACCACAAGCCAGGUCCACAGCAUUAACAGAAUGUAUAUGUGGUGCGACAUCUCUUAAAAUCCAGCUACAAACUCAUCCAGUUUGUGCCUCUCGUGUAUCAACACAGAGGAAAUCAUCAGUGAUGUUUUAAAAGUCCAGAGGCUUGUUGAGAAAGUCUUAAAUCUUCUGUCUGGACUUCAUGCUCACCACUAAAUCAUCUCAGUUACAUUAGGGAACCGAACAGAUAUCACCUGGUUAGUUGAAUUAUAAAAUAAAUAGCAUUAAAAAAUUACUGCUCAACCUCACAAAAUGGAAUAUUUCACACAGCAAAAGAUCUGCAGUCUUCCCCAGAAAAUAACCUGCCACCUCUAAAAUGUAUUUGUACUUUAUAUGGAGCUUCGCUGAUACACUUUAGUUGGAACGUUGUUGGAAGCAUGUAUUCAGAAAGUUGCUCUCUGCUGACAGACACCCAGCUCCCAGCCUGUGUUAGCAUCUGAAAAUUAAUCAAUUGACAGUCAUUAACAUCUCUAAUCAGGACAGCUCAAGGCACAUUUAAACAACCAUUCAUGAUGUUCACAUCUGUGGUUCCUGAGAAGCACAAACUGAGACUGGAAGCUUGAUGACAUAAGACCAGUUGAUAAUUAUUCCUGGUCAGAUGAGCCUGAUCCAUGACCCAGAGCUACAUAUUUUGUUUUAAUUUCAUUCAUUACUGUUAGCGUGCCAGACUAAAGCGGCUAAGUCUUGUCUGUUUGCAACACUUGGAUGAUUUGCACAGUCAGAGAAAUAAACUACCCGAUAAAUCAUAUUUAAAAAUAACCAAACAACAAUUAAAAACAAAAAACUUACUUACAGAUGUUUAAAAAACAGCUCACUAAAACAUGUUUUCCUGACAUGAGUUGUUGGAAUCUAUUGACACAGUUUGACUCUUCACAGGUGCACAUCAGAAUAUAAAAUGGCACUGCUAUUAUCUGUUAAAGGAAUACUUCUUCCAGUUAGCUACUUGCCUCUGGUAGUCCAGAACGACACAGUGUUUGUGCUUCAUUACUGCCUAGUCUUCAAACACUGAAGUUACAGGGAGGUUAUUUUUAGCAGCGAAACCACCUCAGGGUUUUUCGGUUUUGCAGAUGCAACACCUGAAUUUGUGUACCAAUGCCUAAUCCAAACUCUUUUUGAUAACUCUAAAAGAAACUUUGAGAUUUUCACAUUUUUUUCAAGAUUUUUUGAAGAUUUGUGCCCAAUUUUUUAAAAGUUGCCCAAAAACUUUAUCAAAAACACAUAAUCUGACAUUAGAAAUAUGUCAAGAAAUAAACAAGAUCACAAAUCUGCCAGCUUUUGGUACUUGAUCCAAAAGUUUUUCCUGCAUAGAGGAAUUUCUAGCACCCCUGCAGUGAGGUUUUAGCCAGGGCCAUGAGAAAAUCACAAGUGCCUAAAUGAAAAAAGACUCAUUUUUAACCAGUUUUGUUAAUUAGGGUUUCAUCUGCUCAGCACAACAGACUUUUUUUUCAUUGAAAUGAUCAGAAAAACAACAAAUACAUAGAUUAAAUUCAAGUAACACAGAUUUACUACCUUUAUUGUAUGCAGACUGAUUUUUGUGUAGCCACAUCCAAAAAAACAAAAACACACAUUUUGAUGAGGAUUAUUUGAGCAUGGAAGUCAUUUUUGAUUUCACCACCAAUGUGAUAGAAUAAUCUUGUACAAGGUUAACUUACAGGCUUUUCUCUUGGCUUUAAGCUGCAGUUUGAAGCACAUUUCAGUUCAAUUUUUCUGUUUUGCACAGAAAAAAAGUAUAGACUGGUUUAGUACAAAGUUGGCAUUCUAAAAAAAUUCUCUGUAACUUCAGCAUCUGCAAAAUCACAGCACACACAUUAAGGACUAGUGUUUCUGCAGCGCUGCAGAUGGAUGAAGUAUUUCUUUGUGGGACCAGUGCCAUUUUAGCCUCUGAUGACAACUCGUCUUUAACUAUUAACUGCAUUCCUUCAUUUAGUAGAUGAGAAAAUAGCUUUUACAUGUUGACAUGUUUUUACCAGCCUAUUUAUUAUGGUGCUUUGAGAGAGAAACCUCUGCGAUGAGUUUGCAGUAAUCCAGCAGGGGUUGUUGAUGUAUGUUCUAUUUUUUCUACAGUAUAUAGUUGAAUUUUAAAGAAUCCAUUCAGAUUUUUAACGCGCUUCGUCUCGCCAGCUGUUUCCUCGCUCUCCUACUGAAAACUGUGUAUUGCACUUUUAUUUAAGUCCAGUUUGCGAGGAUGUUUGAAUAGUUGCCAUUGACGAAAUGUUUUAGAAUGUUAAUUGUACAUUUAUAAAAUGUCUUAUGGAUUGUGCCGCCCUCCCUUAUCGAUCACACUGCACCUGUCACUGCAACCAGGUGGCCUUCAUCUGCCUGUGAACUUGUUCAGCUAGUUUUAUAGUCAGCUGCUGGCAGGUCAGACACUCUGCUUUCAUCAGUCCAGUGGAGAAGAAAUUUAUUGUAUCGAUAAACAAAGCUCUACAUGGGGAGGGGCCUUUUCUAUUCUAUUUUAUUGUGUUGUUUUGUAAAACCUGUUCUGUGUAUUUUCACAGGAGCCUGUGAAGUGUAAAUGUCAUGUAGUCUAUUUUAAGAUGUUAUCUGUUGACCCGGGAGACGAGCUGUCCGUUCUCGUUGUCUCCUCCUGCAGAAAAUAAAUGAGCAAACUUACAGAUUAUCAUUCAAGCAUUUUGUAAAAUUUAUGUGUUUGUUUCAGUAAAGAAUUUUGCUUAAGCGCCCCGUC